Messenger RNA from Danio aesculapii, 2786 nucleotides. RefSeq names its product alpha tubulin acetyltransferase 1 (gene atat1). Bases 416 to 1771 code for a protein of 451 amino acids. Gene Ontology annotation, molecular function: tubulin N-acetyltransferase activity. The transcript is spliced from 13 exons. Gene Ontology annotation, cellular component: microtubule. The record is from RefSeq and is a predicted model, not a curated record. Gene Ontology annotation, biological process: alpha-tubulin acetylation. Lineage: Eukaryota; Metazoa; Chordata; Actinopteri; Cypriniformes; Danionidae.
UAAAUCAGAAGCAGCAAAUUUGUCCUACUCUCAUAAUUAUUCUUAUUAUUAUCAUUAUCAUCUCGAUUUCAGAUCUAUAAAAUUAACCCUUAAAUAUUUGUGUCUGCUGUUGUGAGACUUUAGCGGUAUUUUGGCGUCUUGAAUGCAGCAGGCGUGUGUUUUAACAGCACUACGGCGGAUCACUAGCGCUCGUCCAGCACAAGGGAGUGACACACAAACACAAUGGAAGGACAGAAGCAGCAUUGAUAAGACCGCUAUUACAUCUGUGUGCUAAUGAAGCGGCACUAAUGUGGAUCUGCUAUAUUUGAAGUGCAGGCCAGUGAUGCAGUGAGAAUCGAUAUCCGCUGUGAUAAAUGCAUCCGAAUCUGCAGCAGGGGCAUUAGGGAGUUUAUUAUCUUUAGAUUUGAGAUCUGCAAUGGAUUUCCCUUACGAUCUGAAUGCGCUUUUCCCCGAGAGGAUUUCAGUGUUGGAUAGUAACUUGAGUGCAGGUCGGAAAGCGUAUGGGAGACCAGAUCCUCUUCCACAGGUCACCACAAUUAUAGACGAGCUUGGCAAAGCUUCCUCUAAGGCCCAGCAGCUGCCUGCGCCUAUUACCAGUGCUGCAAAGCUCCAGGCCAACAGACAUCAUCUCUACCUCCUGAAAGAUGGAGAACAGAACGGAGGCAGGGGUGCUAUAGUUGGAUUUCUGAAGGUUGGCUACAAGAAGCUCUUUUUACUUGACCAACGGGGGGCGCAUUUGGAGACCGAGCCAUUGUGUGUGCUGGAUUUCUAUGUGACAGAGACCCUGCAGAGACAUGGUUACGGCUCCGAGCUCUUUGACUUCAUGCUGAAACACAAACAGGUGGAGCCUGAGCAGAUGGCGUACGAUAGACCAUCGCCUAAAUUCCUGUCAUUUCUUGAAAAACAUUAUGAUCUCAGAAACAGCGUGCCUCAGGUCAAUAACUUUGUGGUGUUUGCUGGGUUCUUCCAGAGUAGAUCAGGAACACCUCCCUCUCCUCUGACGGAUCAGGGGAUGUAUGGAUUUUUCGGUCCAAUUGAGAAAAGUUCCCCCAAGAAAGCCAGAGGGAGAGAUCAAACCUUAUUCGCUAAUGGAAAGAGAAGUGGUUCGGGAGGAGCAGAGGGUUCUCCCCUGGCCAUUUGUUCGCCCCGGGGGUCCCCCCCACUCACCCCCUCUACUUCCGUCAUCUCCUCAAUCCCGUUCUCUCAGUGUGGGAUCCUCCCCCAGCCGGGCUCCGCUUCGCCCCGCCGCGGCCCCGGUCCUCCAGCAGGGUCAGACCCCCUCAUCCCCGCUCAACGACAGCUGCAGGGCAAGACGCACCAGUCAUCAGGGUCUAGUUGCCAGGAGCAACCUCUACAGCCGACAUUUCACCAGCCGAGACCUUGGACAGUUAUUGGCGGAACGGCAGAAGCUUCCAGUUGUCGUGUGUGUUCCUCAGGGCUCAGAGUGUGUGACACAGAGGCAGAGGCAGAGGAACACAAACGCACUUCUGAAAGACCUCAUUUUCAAAGCCAGGUUGUGUCUCUUCCGAAGCUUGCCGGUUCCCAGAAAGAUGAUCUUCAGGAUCAGACCUCCAUAGCGGAAGAUCCACACAUUGAGCCGAAGACCACUAAAGUGUCGCAGAAAACAGCAGACGACUGGAGGAAAAGUGAAGCGUCUGAGCUCUCGAGGGCUGGAGGAAGAGGCGGAUGGUCUUGGACGGUUGGAGAGAGUCGCUGUACGGCUCAAUGGGUCCGACAGAAACAAGAGUACCGCAGUACACGACCCUGGUGAUGGGAUGCCAUUAAAAUCAUAAAUACAGUGGGGGAAAUAAGUGUUGGACAUGUCACUUUUUCUCAGAAAACAUAUUUCUAAAUGUGCUGUUGAUCUGGAAUUUUUACCGGAUGUUGGUUACAACCAAAUAAAUCCAUACAUGCAAAGAAAACAAAGCUAAUUAGUUCACAAAUUAAGUUAUGUGUAAUAAAACGAAGGGGAAAAGCAUUGAACACAUGAAGAAAGGGAGGUGUAGAAAGGCAGGGAAAGCCCAGACAGCAGCUGAAAGCUCUCAGUAAUUAUUCUCAGUAGUUACCCUUCGUCAUUGUAAAUUCAUAUCAGCUGCUUCAGUCCAACAUCAACAUUAUCAGGAUGAUGAAGAUGAAACCAGAGUGUUCAUUUCAUCAAGACAAUGAUCCAAAACACAGCCAAGGAAACUCUCAAAUGGUUUCAGAGAAAGAAAAUCAAGCCGUAGAAUGGCCCAGCCAAUCACCUGAUCUGAAUCCAAUAGAAAAUACAAAAUAAAGAUCAGAUUUGAUAGACGAGACCCACAGAACUAUCAAGAUAUUUACGCUCUGUUGAAGUCUAUGAAAACUAAUCACACCUGAGCAGUUCAUGUGACUUCAUUCUUCAUAUUAAAGGCUUCUUUAAGCUGCCAUCACCCAAAAAGCAUAAAGUAUUAUAUAGAUUAAAGUAGUUCAGAUUUUUUCCUUGUCAUUUCAUUGUUAUUACACAUAACUCAUUUUCAGGCGCUUUUGGUUUUGUUUUUAUGUUUGUAUUGUUUGGGUUUUUACCAAAAUCUGGUUCAACAGCUUCUUUAGAAAUAUUAUUCCCAGGAAAAAGCAUGACGUCUUCAAUACUUAUUUCCCCCACUGUAGUUGCGUCUAAAAGCAUAUACUACAUUGAACUUGAAUUUACUUCACGACUGUUCGAAAAAUAGUACGAAUACGACUACUACAGCGUACUACAUCUGCCAUUUUCUCAUUAUCAAGACCUACCUCCUUAAAGUACGUCCCUUCACCCUCAUGUAUAAAAU